Cuscuta epithymum is the source of this 2212-nucleotide messenger RNA. Lineage: Eukaryota; Viridiplantae; Streptophyta; Magnoliopsida; Solanales; Convolvulaceae. The record is from the annotation of a GenBank genome assembly.
AGAAUACAUGCCAAAAGGGAUUCACAAUAGCGCCACAAUGUUUGCUGUAGAAACAUUGAAGUUCUUGGACGUUGAGUUGACAAAUGGAACGGCCUGUACCGGCACGCACGUGCGUAUCACACCCAGAUCACAUGAUUCGGUGAACCGUUCAACCCAACCAGGACCUGACACCAAACCCACCCCCCACUUGAUACCUCGACCCCUCGACCCGACGAAUCCUCUCACCUCGCCACGGCGCCCACCUCACCGGAUCCAUGGCCGCAGUUGAAGAUCACGCCGUCUACAACGAGGGAGACAUCGACGACGAGGACGACGAGGAGAGUCUAGAUCGGACCCGAAACGACGCCGCUAUGGAUGAAGACGACGACGACGACGACGAGGACGUCGAGGAUUAUUCCACUUCCUCCUCCAACCUCGCCGCUCCAGAUCCCCUUCACAUCUCCUCUGCUCACCCUGCCCCCCGGGCGCUGGUUUCUUCAGGCGAUGUCACGAUCGCCGUCGCCGGUGUGAACUGCGAUCCGGGUUACCUCAAUUUGAAGCCGCACCGGACCGAUAACGUUUCUGUGGCUGCGACCUCGCUCACCGUCUACGAAGAGAAGAAGCCACCUGCUGCCUUUGACGAUUCCAGGAAGCUGUUCCAGCGGCUCUGGACGGACGAGGACGAGAUCGAAUUGCUGCAAGGGUUCCUGGAGUACACGACGCAUCGCGGCGCGAUUAAUUCGUCGCACCACCACGAUACGACCGCUUUCUAUGACCAGAUCAAGAACAAGCUGCAGCUGGAAUUCAACAAGAACCAGCUCGUCGAGAAGCUCCGGCGGUUGAAGAAGAAGUACCGGAACAUCGUGAGCAAGAUCAGCGCUGGAAAAGAUUUCGUCUUCAAAAGCGCCCACGAUCAAGCUACCUUCGAGAUCUCGAAUAAGAUCUGGAGCAACGGCGGCUCUGCCGUGCGCGGCGGCGGCCCUGUGCUGUCCCUGCCAGCUGUGGAAUCAGGCGGGUUUGAAGAAGAGUAUGCAAAUCCUUACCCUAACCAAAGUUCCAGCAUCAAUGACCAUAGCCCCAAUCUUAACUCCAAUUCCGUGGACCCUAAAACAACACCACGCUCAAGAAAAAGGUUGAGAGUAGGUGCUGCCGUGAAAGUGGAAGAAAAACAAGGGUUGAUUAGUGAACAAUGUCAGCCAUCACCCAGUGUCACUGUAGUGACACCUCCUAUUCCUAUAGCAAACAACACCCCCACCCCCACCCCCACCCCCACUGCAGCGCCAGCUACUUCUCAGACUGUCACGGCUACUCAAAUUCCAAGUUUGAUUGAGGAAACUGUCAAAAGUUGUCUGUCUCCCAUAUUCAGAGAGUUACUGAGCAGUGUGACACGUUUGAAUGGGGGCUCGAGAGGGUUCGGAUUUGGAAUGGGAUUAGGCCCGGUACCACUCGGUUUAGGAGGAGAGGGAGGAGGGCUUUCAAUGAGUGCUGAAAUGAUGGCUGAUGAGAAGUGGAGGAAACAGCAAAUGCUAGAGCUGGAGGUAUAUUCAAGGAGAUUAGCUUUGGUGCAGGAACAAAUAAAGGCUCAAUUGGAUGAGCUGAGAUCAAUGGGAAGCUGAUGAUGGAGUAAAGGUUGUAUUUUUAAAUUAUUAAUAAUUUAUUUAUAAAUCUGCAGUAGGUCGUAAACUUUAUCCAUUGUUGACAAUGGCUGAAAGAUUAGCGGGGCAUUCUGAUACCUGUUUAGAUUUAACGGUGGCUGUUAUAAAUAACGAGUUUAAUUCUGUAUUUCCUGGCUUGUUUGGAAAGUUCAUAACUUUGUGCAGAUAGAUGCUUGACAUGUAUAUGGGAAUGGAUACGGUAAAAGUGAGCCUUUUUAUGUUCUGCGAAGACAAAUUUUCAAUCUUUUAAAGUUAUAAUGUGAUAUGUGCCUGUCAUUACCUUGUUUGAUCUUUUCAUCAAUAUUUUGAUUGGCUUGUCUGUGAAGCUCUAACACAGUGUAGUAGUCAGUAUCGUAUUUGAUAUAUUCCUCUCUGAUAGCUUCCAUGUGGAGUCAACUUUUUGUGUAUAGAAAGUUACUUGAAAUGUGCAUGGAAAUUGUUCUCAUAAGAGCUUCAAGCUACUACGUAUGAGAGAGGCAUGACAAAUAAUAAACAUAAAUAUAUCCAGUUUAAAUAAAUGUUGUAUUUUCAUCAUCAUUUUCUUUCCUUCCGGAUGUCUGGUUACUCUGGUAUAGUUU